AUGAACAGCACACAAUCCUUUCCUGCUCCUCCCGUCGAGAUCUUUGUCGACACGCGAGGAGCCAAGAUCAUGGAAGAUGGCGCCUCGAGUCCAGAUCAGAGAGACAGCCGCGACAUCUACCUGCCCAAUCACGUCGAGGCAGUGUCGCAUAUCGCCGUCGAUGUCGGUGGAUCACUGGCAAAAGUCGUCUAUUUCACACACUCGCGGUCCAGCGAGUCCAUGCCCUCCUCACCAACCAUCUCAUCACCAGCCAUGCUCAAUUCAGCUCUGCCGUCUGCUGCUGGAUCCUCCUCGACGCCCAACACCCUCCCGCCUAAAGCUAGCACUUCCAGCUUCCGCUCGCGGCCGGCCUCGGCAAACGGCACAAUCCCGCCCACCGGCUUCAGGACACCUCCCGCCCAGCUCGACCAUCCCAUCGCAUCCGGCACAUUGACGCCUACCGCCAUCCUUGGUUCGCCGCAGAUCGCAUCGGCAUCAGCCAUCCACUCCACCCUACUCAAACGUCGCUCGUUACCAGCUGCUCUGCCAGGAGGAAGACUCAACUUUAUCAAGUUCGAGACGAGCGACAUUGACAACUGCAUCUCGUUCCUGCGCGAACUCAUCGAACGGUCCGCGGCGUCUAAUGGCGUUUCAAUUGAAGACAUGCGCAAGGGUGUCAAGCUCAUGGCAACAGGCGGUGGGGCACACCUCAUGUACGACUUGUUCGAGCAGGAACUCGGCAUCGAGGUCAACAAGGAAGACGAAAUGGGCUGCUUGAUCACUGGUCUCAACUUUAUCACCCUCAUCCCAGAUGAAGUGUUCUGGUACUCGGACGAGCUGGUGGCAGCAUUGCAUUCGCCUCUUCCUCAGAACGCCGAAGCAAGAGCCGAUGCACAGGCAUUGCGGUCUUCGGUACCAUUGCAACAUCCGCUACCCCGUCCCUCACCGAAUCCGCCCCUCUAUGCACCCAUGUUCGACUCGCAUCCAUCGCCAAAGCUGCCCUGUUUGCUGGUCAAUAUCGGCUCGGGAGUCUCGAUCAUCAAGGUAGACGACUUUGGCAAGUUUGAGCGAGUCUCGGGCACGUCGCUGGGUGGCGGUACGCUGUGGGGUCUCCUUUCCUUGCUCACGGACGCGGACAGCUUCGACGAGAUGCUCGAGCUCUCGGAACAGGGAGACAACGCGAGCGUCGACAUGCUUGUCGGUGACAUUUACGGCUCGGUCGGCCUCGAUCAUCUCGGUCUCAAGAGCUCGACUAUUGCCUCUUCCUUCGGCAAGGUCUUCCGCAAAGAUCCGAACUCGUCGGCUCCUCGCAACGCCGAAGGUCGCCGCAAGAAGUUCCGGUCCGAAGACAUUUGCAAGUCGUUGCUGUAUGCCAUCUCGAACAACAUCGGUCAGAUCGCAUACAUGAAUGCGGAAAAGUACAAUCUCGAUCGCAUCUACUUUGGUGGAUGCUUCAUUCGCGGUCACCAGGCGACGAUCAGCACGCUUUCGUACGCCAUUCGCUUCUGGAGUAAGGGCACGAAGCGCGCCUUCUUCCUUCGACACGAGGGAUACCUUGGCGCGAUUGGUGCAUGGAUCAAGCAUGUCACGCAGGAUCCGACGUCGUCGAAUGGGAGGGCGGCCGCACAAGCUAUGGCUGCUGCUCUGGCAGGCUCAGCGGGCAGGUCGACGCCGUCCGUGCCGUCGGGACUUGGACGCUCUGUGUCUCCAGCUUCGUCGUCGGACGAGCCGAUCGAUUGGGGUAAGAUCCAGGAAGCCUCUUUGCAACCACCCGUGCUCAACGGCGACGGACUGCCUGAGCCAGCUGCACCAGCAGACUCCACAGCGACGCUAUCAAACCCGCUUUUGGCUGCUUUGCGCCAAGCAGAGUCGCAUGACCCAGACAACAAAACACCAACACAAGAGUCGACACAGCAAGAGAAGCACCUGGGCUCGCAACCGCAGUCUGACCUGGACUUUCUCAACCGUCUCAUGAGUCAGCAGAGCCAGCCCGCGCGACAGCCGUCAGCUCAGCAAGCGAACGGCAUUGCUCGCGCAGACUCGGACGAAGCAGAAGCCGUGGAGGGGCAGGACGAAGCAGCGCAGCUCAACGAGAUUCUCGCCUCGCUCAAGUCGUUGCAAAUACCGACGACGAAUGGUGCGGAUCCAGCGGCAGCACAGGCAGAGAGGAAUGAGAUCUUGAGCCUGCUGGCGAAUCUGGAGCAGACCGAGGAGGUGGUAGGUGGUCUCGAAGGAAAGCUGGACAGCCUGCUUUCGUCGUUGGACUCGUUGAUCGCCAAUCAGGAGGCGCAGCAGCUUGCUCAGUCGGCUGUGGAUCGGACAUCUUAG
Kalmanozyma brasiliensis GHG001 is the source of this 2307-nucleotide messenger RNA. Its product is annotated as Type II pantothenate kinase. The record is from RefSeq and is a predicted model, not a curated record. Gene Ontology annotation, molecular function: ATP binding; pantothenate kinase activity. Gene Ontology annotation, cellular component: cytosol; nucleus. NCBI's taxonomy places the organism in Eukaryota, Fungi, Basidiomycota, Ustilaginomycetes, Ustilaginales. Bases 1 to 2307 code for a protein of 768 amino acids. Gene Ontology annotation, biological process: coenzyme A biosynthetic process. The transcript has a single exon.